UUAAUGGAUACCCGUCUGAUUUAUAUUCUUUGCUGACCUUCGUUCAGCGCUAGGGGACGCCAGAGCUCAGAAUUUUAAUGCUGAAUAAGGACCCUGCAGCUAAAAUUUAAAUCACUGUUUUCCUCCUAUUUUACAUUCAGCCACUGUUCUUUCCAGUGUCAGAUGAUAGUUUCCAUAAGAAAAUAUUAACCACUGCCAGACUAUCCGGAAAGGGUGGAGGGUGUUCUGUGUGUCCAGCGGUGCGUUAACCCUUGUUGCAAAGUGUUGCGUAAUGGUCAACAAACACUGCCUGUGGCACCACUGGAGACUGUUCCCAUAAGUCAUGGACAUUUCAGCUGUAAAUGCUCUUUCUUACGAGGAUUUUGUGAACACUUUCGGUAACGUGGUGGAGAAAUGUCCUGUUAUAACAGCCGCUGUGUGGUCGAGGCGUCCGUUUGUGAGUUUAAAUGCUCUGGAGGCUGCUAUCAGUGACUUCAUCGACGAGCUCCCAGAAUCAGGUAAAGAGGGGAUCCUAAGGUGUCACCCCGACCUGGCCGGCAGGGACCUGCAGAGAGGCACCUUGACCCGGGAGUCGCGCCAGGAGCAGGCAGGAGCCGGAAUGGACGCGCUGACCUCGGGGGAAACCGAGCGCAUGGCCCGUCUCAACAAGGAUUACAAAAAGCGCUUCGGUUUCCCAUUUGUCAUCUGCGCCCGGAUGAACGACAAAGCGAACAUCUUGCGGCAGCUGUCCGAGCGCUGCCAGAACGAGCGCGCAGUGGAGAGAGCGCGGAAUCGAGGAGGUGAAGAAGAUCUGCCGCUUGCGCCUCCAAAGUCUGCUGCUCACUGAUGGCGCGAACAAAUUAUGAAGUGCCGGAGGUUGAGUUUUGCGCCAAUUUGCCUCUAAACCUCAUCACUGCCAGGCUCAAGGGCUGUGGUAUAUUUUUAUUCUGAAUGUAUCCAUAAAAUCUCCAAUCAAUAAAACAUGUGGAUCAUUGA
Oreochromis aureus is the source of this 975-nucleotide messenger RNA. RefSeq names its product ureidoimidazoline (2-oxo-4-hydroxy-4-carboxy-5-) decarboxylase (gene urad). Bases 323 to 826 code for a protein of 167 amino acids. Gene Ontology annotation, biological process: allantoin metabolic process. The record is from RefSeq and is a predicted model, not a curated record. Gene Ontology annotation, molecular function: carboxy-lyase activity. The transcript has 2 exons. Lineage: Eukaryota; Metazoa; Chordata; Actinopteri; Cichliformes; Cichlidae.